Dinoponera quadriceps is the source of this 3731-nucleotide messenger RNA. RefSeq lists its product as uncharacterized. The coding region runs from base 121 to 3105 and encodes 994 amino acids. The record is from RefSeq and is a predicted model, not a curated record. Lineage: Eukaryota; Metazoa; Arthropoda; Insecta; Hymenoptera; Formicidae. The transcript has 3 exons.
GAUAAUUCAGUAACGUCAAUUAGCGAUAACCACCACUUCGUUCAAUGUGUUAACCAAUUAAAACGUAUAGAUCGAUUUUGACCUACCCACGCUUCUCAAAUUGUAAUCCAGGACAGAAGAAUGUCGGUGAACGAAGGAACGAGACUCGAGAGGAAGGAGAAGUGCAUAAGCUUAAUGGGAGACGAGAAAUCACUCGCGAAAGUCGGCGCGGCCAAGAGGGAGAAGCGUGCCACGCCGCACUUUGAGCUGCACACGAAGUCGUCCUUGCUGAAGAGGAAGGAGCCGAAGCAAUACCCGAUGGUGAGCCUGAAGAAGUUCCAGAAUCCCGAGGGGGGUCGCAUUUGCAAGAGACGAAGUGGAAUAGUGAAGCAGAGCAGGAGCAUGCAAGCUUUGAGGGCGGUCCUCAUGCGAGAGAAGGACCCCCUUCAGGUGCUUGAUUCUCUUCCAAGCAAGGUGACGAAGACGGUGCUUAGCUCGGAAAAAAUCGUGAAGAAGUCGACCGUUCUUCCGCGGAGUGAUUCGAUCGAAAGUGUGCUCUGUGACGUCGGAAGAUGGAUGGAACGUCUGACCAGAUUAGAGAUCGAACCUCGGGACGAAACGACGCAGGAAACGAUCAGGGAAUCACACGUGGGAGAUUCGCACACCUGCCCUCAAGACGAUCGGCCGAGCGAGCACUCCCGCGACGCUCAACGCAGCGUGGCGAUUGCGCUCAUGUCCAUGUCCCUUCAAGACAGCGAGACACGAAACGCCUUCAGCUUCAUCGAGGAUCACCCGUACGUGGAAUGCCGUCGCAGAAGUCAGCCAGGCGACGACGAGACCGAACGUUGCAAGAUUGAACUUCCUUACCGCGUGUCGGCAGCCCGAGGGAGGCCCGAAGAUGCUCCUUCGGACGGGGAACGCUCCAUUAAUCCUUUCAAGUCGAAAAUGCCGGUAGGAAUCGCCAAUAGUGGGACGUUUAAUCCCGUUAGACUCGAAAGGGUCGACGCUGAAGUGUGCCAACACAUCGUGUCGUCGAACGUCACUCAGCGCAAACGGAACGCUCGGACGACUAUCGGGAGAGUUGCGAUUCAGAGCGGAAACGUCACCGAUCAGCGUGAUUUCAACUUGGGGGACUCCGAGAGCGCGAAGUUCACGAAACCAGUCGAAGAUACCCAGUCGGUCGCGAACAAUUUCACGACGUCCAGCCGAAAGAGGCGUUUCUAUCGAAGAAAUUACGUUUCUUCUAACCCACCGGCUUGGAAACCGGCCGGAGUCAAGAAAACGCCUGCCGUGCAGGAGAGCGCAGCGUCCUUGACGCAAAACUCGUCCCGAUCGUCGAUGGUGAAGUCGGCCGCUUCGACGAAGAACCAACAGUGGAGUAAACGUUCGACGAUCGAACACACCGAGCCACUCGAUAACAGCAAGUUUAUGAACGUGCCUGUAUCUAGAAGACGGUCCAAGGUGUCGAUGAAAGAGAACAGAGAUCCUCGCGCAGAUCACACGAAAUGCGCGUCAAAGAUUGGCGAACAUUUCAGAGACAUUGAAGAAGAAAUAGAGGAUACAAGACGAGCGAAAAAUCUGCCGGGUCCGAGGUCGGGAUCGAGGUCGAGGUCGAAGUCACGAUCGCGACGCUGGCAGUCGGCCACGCGGAGGAAUCCUCCGAGAGGUCAACGGGAUAUCGACGACGAGGCUCGUGUCGAGGCCGCUCCGGUUUACAAAAAGAGAUCGAGAUCUUCGAAAGUGAUGUCCACACUGAAGAAGAUCAUCGACAGCUCGGUGAACGGCGAAGACGCGGCGAAGAACGUCGCGGGCGUGCCCUCUGAGAGAGAGAGGAAAUCUUGGAAAUCGACCAGCAUCGUCGGCACGCAGACGUCGCCUCGUAACAACAGGCAUCUCGUCGAAGCCGGUUGCAACACGAUGCCUUACCAGGCCUUCUGCGCGGACGCCGGGGUCUCCUGCGAUCUGAUCGACUUGACAAGCUUGAAGCUUGACGACACUGAGUCGAGAUCGACGAUAAUUCAAGUUAACCUGGAGGACGCUUCGAUUCACACGAUCGUGGCACCUCGUCUCGUCGAACACGAUAAGAGCGACGUUGAGAGUGAUUGUCUCAUCGUCACCGAGGGACUCUUAAUCAGUGAGCACGAGAAGACGCUGAUGGCGGAUGCCGAUUCAGAUGCAGAAUCAGAGGGAUAUUCUGUCAACACGACGAAAAUCGAGUCGGCAGAGACGUUGAAUGAAGCGACAGACGGUAAUUGUGAGUCCAGCGCAACGACGAUCGCGGGCGGGGAGAAGGAGAUUCUCGGGGCAAAAUCGCCGGGAGAUCUCGACGUUUCGACGAGAAUCGCCGGCGAUGAACACGAAGAGUCCACGACGAGUUGUGUCAGUGAGCACCGAGCGAUCGAUACGUGGCCGAGGAGCUCCCGCUGGACGUCGUUGUCGCUGUACGACUACGACGCGUCGUGCUCGGACAGUUCCGAGGAGCCGACGGAGCGGCCAACGGACGACGCGCCGGAUAGCAUUCCCGGCGACGUGUUGGUGGCCUUCCAGUUAGCCGCGGAAUACGCGCGCAAUCUUCAGCGAGCCGUCGCGCUCUACAACGAGAGCCUGAUGUCCGGGGAGGUUGGCGAGGUUCGCGGGACGUCGACGCACGACGAAGGUCGAUUCCAUGAGAGCGCGUCCUUCCUGAGCUGCCGGGCCGACGCGAACUUCGAGGACGGCUCCUCCUCCUCCUUCGUGUGUUCCUCGAGCAGCGGAGAGUCCGUUCGCGCCGGGCAUCAGUUGGAGCUGCGAGAUCGCGGAGCCGGUCGAGAGGAAGAGGACGUAACGCGAAGAGGCGAGAAGACGUCGUCGACGAUGUUGGUGCCGAAACACCGCGACCUCCAGCUCAUGGACGUGAGGUCGCUCGCGCGGCUGCUGCUACGUCGCACGCGAGAGGAGGAAUGCGCGCUCGAGCUGCUGAAGAUGGAGGGACUCGCGAGAGACGAGAGGCCUCGGGCGUCCCCCCCGCCCGGACUCGUCCCGAUCGCACUGCGCGGACACCUGGUCCCCUUCGUCUACUGCCUCCUGUGCACUUUGAUCUUCUGGUAUUUCCAGGCCUCGUUCAUAUGCCGCUCGGACGAACCGUGAGACCUUCCCCCCCCCCCCCCCUCCCCGAACCGGACCUCGCAAUCGCCCUGUAUCGCGCGGUAUCGGGAGCGCCGACGCGCUCGUUCAUUUUUACGCGGUGACAUGGAAGUGAACACGCGGAUUUUGAUAUCUGGUGACCCGGAAAAGUUCCUGCCGUUUUUAUUUGAGAGAAAUUACAAAAAAUAUACUUUUGUUUUCAAAUUAAUUUUAUUCGUCGAUGUAUGAAGCUUGGAGUUGCGUCGCAUAGUUCGAGAUUAUGUGUCGCGCACGCUCGGUCAGUUGGCAGUCGUAAAAGUUCGUGAAAUUGUGACCAACUUUGAGUCGGCAGGAACUCUUCUGGUUCCCUGAGAUUUCCGGUAAAUUAUAAUACGUUACGUUUUGUUUCCCGUUCCAAUAAUAAAUGCGCCGUAGCCCGUGCGCGCCGUAUGUGCGGCUUGUGUCGAUUGUAUACUUGCGUUAGUUCAUCGCUUUUAUUCUGUGUUCUACGUUUUAUGGAAAAAUAUAAAUGUGCGAAUAUGUGGGAGGGUAAAAAUCCGGAUGUAAAGUUUGAGAAGGCCGCUUAGACCAUACUAGUCCUAGUCUAUAACAGGUGCUUUAAGCCUUUAGCCUUAAGAAAUUGACCAAUC